AUGGUUUGGACCAGAUGGACGGGGGUCCCAUUACAAGCGUGGAAUCCCAGAUUUUUCGAGGCCUUCGGGGCUCGCAUGGGAAUGGUUCUCAAGAUACAUGAACUCACAAAAUCUAAAGAACGUCUGGACAUGGCUUUUAUCCAAAUUUCCACUGGUCUAGCAUCGAUCAAUAAGGUAAUUGAGUGCAAGAUUAACGGAGCUCAUUUCAAGGUUCGAGUGGAGGAGGUGGACGAGUUUUACAUGUCUGGUAAGCUACAAGAUAAGGACGAGGUGGUCUUAUCCGAAGAAGAGAGCUUCGGAGAUGAAGAAGAUGAGGAGGAGCUUUCUGAAUCUCCGGCGGCCGCUCAGAUCAUCGGAGAUUCGAUCCUCAACCAGAGUAGAGGCGUGUUAGGCCCUUUUCCGACGUUUCAUGCAAACCUCUCGUGUUCCACCCAGGAUACAGCCGUCCUUCCGACUCCCGAGGAUGAUUACUUGCACGCGGCUCAUGAGCAAUCAUGGGAGCGACAGUUCCCAAUACAAAAUGUUCAAGAUUGUAACGGCGCGGGGGACCCAAGUGGGGAGUUUUCGAAGCGGCAUGAAGUUUUGGAAGAGGCAGAUCUCGUGAAAGAGUCACUCUGCCAUGAUGGGCCAACUGUUGAUAAUUUACAAAUCUCAAUGGGCCGUUUUCCUAAUAUUGAUAUUGCAGGACCCAAAGUGGUGGAAAGCCCAUGUGGGCCGGAGCAAGAAAGGGAGGGGUCGAGUAAAGGAGGAAAUGAACAGAUGCCCGAGCCCAAUUCUUUUAAUGAAAGCGGGGCCCAGUGCGAGCAACCCAUUUCGAAAGAAACCUCAGGCCUUGAUCGAGUAGAUGCAGAGAGAUCAAAAAGAAGCCAGGUACAGAGGAGGAAAAAAAUCGGGGGAGAAUUUCCCUUCAAAAUGGGUCUCUUUAAUUUGCUGCACAAUAGAAGUAAGAAAUUACCAUCCUCCAAAUUGCUCUUGAGGAAAGCAGCAAUUGGGAGAGCUACUCCCUCUCUGUCUCUGGAUGGCGAGAACGAAGGAGGCUUCACAGGCGGUAUUUCCAAUCCGACAAAGAACUCAGAGACGGAAGAUUCACAAAUCGAGGAAGGUAGAAGAAUCUGGGACUUCGGAAAACAACUUGGCCUUUCAUCUACAGCUGGGGAUUUGGAGAUAGCAAAAGUUAUGGUGGGCAUGAAGGAAAGUGGGGGUGACGAGGAGAAGCAGGAAAGAGAACAGCUAUGGGAUAGACUGGAAUCGGUGGUGAGGCAGAACAAGGACCUUUGUGUUUGUAUCGGAGGUGAUUUUAACUCGAUUAGAAAUCGAUCUGAACGAGUUGGAAGGGGCAUUCAGUUUUCGGCAAGAGAUGUUCAGAUGUUCGAUCAUUUCGUGAGAAGAUGUGGGUUGGAAGAAAUAAGACUCCAAGCUAGAUCGUUCAUGUGGUAUCAACCACAAGGACAGUGCAAAUCUAAAUUGGACAGAUUUUUGGUUAAUGAAGAGUGGCUGGCAGUUUGGACUCACACGAAGGCAAGAGGGCUCCAAAGAUCGGUCUCAGACCACUGCCCUAUUCUUUUGGAAACAAAAAGGGUGGACUGGGGACCGAAACCGUUUAGGUUCAUCAACGCCUGGACUAAGCAUCAAGAUUUCGAAGAAGUGGUUACAAAUUCUUGGCAACGAGGAGGCAUCUCUGGAUGGAGCAGCUUUGUCUUCAAAGAGAAAAUCAAAAGACUUAAAGAGGAUUUAAAGGAAUGGAGCAGGUCGGGUUUUGGGAUCGUGGAAGAGAAUAUCUCAAAACUGAAAGAUGAGAUUUCCAAGUGGGACUCCAUUGAUGACGUGUUCGGUCUGGACGACGAAGAAGCUACCAUGAGAAGUGAAGCGGAAGCAAACCUGCUCAUACAAAUUCAGCACCGGGACAGCACACUUUCCCAAAGAGCACGCAAUAGAUGGUUAAGAGACGGGGAUCUGAACAGUAGCCUUUUUCAUAAGGCUAUCAACGGGAGAAGAGCUAAGAAUGAAAUCUCGGGUCUGUCCGUGGAUGGAGCCUGGAUCGAGGAGCCAGCUGAAGUGAAAAGACUUGUCAAGGAACACUUCCAAACACAAUUCAAGACAAGGCACAAAGAUUGUUUGACUUUGCCAGCUGAUUUUGUUAACCGGAAGCUCUCGGAUACUACAAGAGAGUGGUUAGACAGACCUUUUUCCGAAGAAGAGAUCAAGGAGGCGGUGUGGAACUGCGACAGCGGAAAGAGUCCGGGACCGGAUGGGUUUAAUUCAUGUUUAUGA
Messenger RNA from Salvia miltiorrhiza (redroot sage), 2271 nucleotides. RefSeq lists its product as uncharacterized. Lineage: Eukaryota; Viridiplantae; Streptophyta; Magnoliopsida; Lamiales; Lamiaceae. The transcript has 2 exons. The coding region runs from base 1 to 2271 and encodes 756 amino acids. The record is from RefSeq and is a predicted model, not a curated record.